AAAAAAAGGAAAAAUAUGCUCACGUGUCCCGGAUAUACAAGAAUUUAAUGUAGUGAGAUAGGUGAAGUCGCAAUGUCAGACAUGUAUAUCAAACCGGGUAAUCAGGAGCGUGGAUGGAACGACCCCCCACAGUUUUCUUAUGGUUUACAGACGGCUCAAGGCAGUGGCCCUAAACGUCUCCUCAAUAAGAGAGUGCCACCUCCUCAACUCUCUGGACCUCAGAGCCCGUCUCCAGGCAUACCUCCUCCACCGAGCCUCUCAACUCCUCCCACCAAUCCAACACCACCAUUACCGCCACCGAGUUGUGGAAUGACCCCGCCACCCCCGUGUAUGACCCCCGCAUCACUGACCCCUUCAAGGCCGUCUCCUGGGGUAACGCAGACAGAGUCUCCCAGCACAGACUCAGAAGGGGAGCCCAGUUUAGACGAGGCUGUUGUCGUCCUUCAGUGGGCACUCACAGCCUGUAGGAAAUCUGUUAAGAAGCAAGUGUGUGAUGAUGUUGACAAACGCCUGAAGGUGUUUGAGGAUAUGUGGAAGAGUGGGAAGCUUUCACUUCCUGUCAAGAAGAGGAUGAAUCUCUUGGUUCAAGAGAUGAAAAGCCACAAUUGGAAUGCAGCUGAUGAGAUCCAUCGGUCUUUAAUUGUCGACCACGUGAACGAGGUCAGCCAGUGGAUGGUUGGGGUCAAGCGUUUAAUUGCAGAGACCCGAAACCUUCAGCCUGAACACCUGUGUGCUGCAGACGCCGAGCAGACUCCGUGCCGCACACCUGACGAUCCCAAUCCGGAGUAGUCUCGUUUGGACUUGUGCUUAAGCCAUCUGAAAAGGUUGUGGGAAAUCAUGUGGCUGAAGGGCUUCCUUUGCAUACCUCUUGAGACUGAACUUUCUCCCCAGACAGUGUGGAUUGAUGGGGGAACUUCAAAGCUGCUGGCUCAUCAAGCUGUUUACAGUCGACUCACAGACUGCACCUUCCCCUCCAUCCUUAACGGUCUAUCUGCCUUAUCUGAUUCUAGCUGUACAUGACAGACAGAGAGACACAGUCAAAGAGAGGCAACUGCACCGCAAACGAAAGUUAAUACUGUAUGGACUUGCUAAGGCCUUGGAAUUAUGCAUGAAAACAAUCUGUGUGAUUAAGUCAGUGCUAUGUAUCUUCUCUCAUUUACCUUCAGGAAUCAUACCUCUCAAAUCAGAUGUCAACCUUCAAGUUUAUUCAAGGCCAUUCUGCCAUAAUCUAUGUCAAGCUUGUUGUCAAGCAUUUUACACAGUGUAAUAUUCAUGAAGUAUACAAUUCUCUGUGUAUUUGAUUGGAUUCUCCAUUUUCUUCUGUUGUUCAGAUCAUGCUUGUUAUCAGGAACCAUGGGUUGUGUUUCUGGGAGGGAUAACAGUCCUGGUGCUUUGGGAGCUGAAAUUUCUAAAUCAUUUUUCCACUUUUGACCCCUCUCUGUUUCCACUUUACUUAUUUUGCACAUUCAAAAGACAGCAAAGGGAAAGAAAAUAAUACUCAUUGUUAUUGACAGUUAAUUGUUACUGGACAAGAUUCUUUGUUACAAUAAUCUACAACAUAAAUAAUCUGAAAAUAAUCUUACGAAUGAAUAAUUUUCAAAACUGACCAUACAUUUGUAACAUUUUUGUUUGUGUUUCUUCAUGUCUGCCUUCUUUCUGCACACACCAAGCUAAAUAUCCACUGUGAUUCAUCCAUUUAAAACAUAUUCUUCAACAUUAAAGGCAUCCUAUGCAAGUUUUUUACCUGAA
Messenger RNA from Sardina pilchardus (European sardine), 1749 nucleotides. RefSeq names its product steroid receptor RNA activator 1 (gene sra1). The record is from RefSeq and is a predicted model, not a curated record. NCBI's taxonomy places the organism in Eukaryota, Metazoa, Chordata, Actinopteri, Clupeiformes, Clupeidae. Gene Ontology annotation, biological process: regulation of transcription by RNA polymerase II. Bases 73 to 789 code for a protein of 238 amino acids. The transcript has 5 exons. Gene Ontology annotation, cellular component: nucleus.